This is a messenger RNA of Puntigrus tetrazona (Sumatra barb), 3282 nucleotides long. It is a transcript of the gene frmpd2, whose product is annotated as FERM and PDZ domain containing 2. Bases 1 to 3282 code for a protein of 1093 amino acids. NCBI's taxonomy places the organism in Eukaryota, Metazoa, Chordata, Actinopteri, Cypriniformes, Cyprinidae. Gene Ontology annotation, cellular component: cytoskeleton. The record is from RefSeq and is a predicted model, not a curated record. Gene Ontology annotation, molecular function: protein binding. The transcript has 27 exons.
AUGAGCAUGUUUGUGACCCUGGCGGAGGUGCUGGAGUCACGAGGAGCUCCUCUGGAGGAGGACGAGGUCUGGGCUCUCCUCCUCGGCGCUGCUGAAGCCUUGAUGGACAUCUCCAGUAAAGAUCCUGGUAACAUGUGUUGUGUCAUCAGUCCCGGCUCCAUGCUGCUUUCUGCAGACGGCGGCGUUGCCUUCAAGAGCUGCGGCCGAUCUGAGGAGACCGGCUCCUUCGCUUCUCCGGAAAUGUCUCAGAGCAACGCUUGCUCCAGAAGACAGGCCACGGAGAAGAUGGUGGUUUACUCGCUAGGCAUGACUCUUUACUGGACAGUAGAUUAUCAUCUUCCACAAAAUCAGCCCCUCCGGCUCAGCGCCGGCCUGAACGCUCUGCUCCUGAGCAUGUGUGAGGACGCGUCUCCGAAGCGCGCGGAUCUGCUGACGGUGCUGGAGACGAGCGAGCAGCAGCAUCAGAGCGCCGUCCUGCCCCGGCCUCACAGAGCCAUCCGGCAGAUGGCCGAGGACGCUCUGCAGGCUGAAAGAAGCCCAGCUGAUUCCGCUCAUCUUCCAGACCGGAGCCAGAUGAUUAGAGAAAGACUUCGGGGAGCGUGCGGUCAGAACCUGAGAGGAAACAGCACACCGUCGGCUCAAGACUUCUUCAGAGGUCAGAGUUCACAGCUCCGGAGCAGAAACAGCAUGCUCGUGAGCCGAAGCCCCGCUCCGGAGCGCCGCCGUCCCUUCACCUCACGCUCAGACCGGCUCUUCGGCUCCUCGUUUAGCUUCAAUCGACCCAAAACUAAGGAUACGGGCCCCGAGUUCAUCCGAACGCUGGAGGAGCCUCCGGUGCUUUUAGAGCUGCCUAAUUCUAUCGUGUCAAACAAAGGGAGGUGGAGCUCCAGCCGGCGGGACUUGACCGUGCUGAUGCCAAACGGACAGAGCGUUCUGAUCAAGUGUGACGUUAAAUCCCGAGCCGGACACGUCUUUGAUAUGAUCGCCGCUCACGCCAACCUCGUCGAACACUUUUACUUUGGCCUUGCUUAUAGUGACGAUAAUGAAUUCUUCUUUCUUGACAAUGACACUAAAAUGUCCAAAGUGGCCCCCGGAUCCUGGAAUAAAGUGCCCACCGCCACAUUCGUGCUUCACUUCCGCAUCAGAUACUUUGUGAACGACGUCUCUCUUCUUCUACACAGACUGAGUCGUCAUCAGUACUAUCUCCAGCUGAGACGAGACAUCCUGGACGACCGUCUGCCCUGCAACGAGGAGACCUGCCUGUUUCUGGGUGCCUUGGCUCUUCAGGCUGAGUUUGGGGACAGUAUGCCUGAGGUUUAUGGAAAGAACUACUAUCAGCCGGAGCAUUACGUCUCCAAGAGCGUCCUGCAGAAAAUGCCGAUGCCUUGCCUAAAAGAAGAGCUGCUCCGAUUACACGCCGGUAACACACACAUGAGCUCAGACGAGGCCGAGCUGGACUUCCUCAAGAGCGUCCAGCAGCUCCCGGAGUACGGCGUCCUGCUCCACCGCGCCGGCCGCGAGAAGAAGCCCGUGAUCGGAGAGCUGCUGCUGGGAGUCUGUGCCAAAGGAGUCAUCGUGUAUGAAGUGAUUAAUAACUCCCGAACCGCAAGCCUUAGGUUCCACUGGAGAGAGACCGGCAAAAUCACCUGGGCUCGCCGUAAGUUUAUCAUCGAGAGCAGCAGCAGCAGAAAGAAGCACGUCUUUCUGACCGAGAAGUCAAAAGUUGCCAAAUACCUGUGUGAUCUCUGCUCGGCACAGCACAAGUUUCACAAAGAGAUGAGCUCACGGCAGCUCACACACAGCCUCGCUUCAGAGGAGAGCAUCGUUCAGUACGCAGCCGCUGACGACUCCAUGAGCAGGUUCUGUGAGGACGUGGCAACCCGCAUCGAAGCCAAGAUCAAGCAGCAGAGAGACUUACUGGAGCACACGGGAUCUCAAAGUCCAGCUCUCCAGAGAAGCUCCUGCGGCUCUCCGAAGCGUUAUUCUGACGUCCCUUCGAUGUCCUCGCCGUCACGAGACACUCCAACAAGUGCCCGACCCCCAGAGAGGGAAAUAAUCUGCGUUUCCCUUAAAAAGGAUCCUAAAGUCGGUCUCGGUAUUGUAAUCGUUGGAGAAGAAAGCACCGGGAAACUGGACCUCGGGAUCUUUAUCGCAUCUAUCGUUCCUGGAGGCCCGGCCGACCGAGACGGACGCAUCAAAGCAGGUGGUCGUCUGAUCUCUCUGAAUCAGCUCAGUCUGGAGGGCUUGUCCUUCAACGAAGCUGCUGAGAUCAUGCAGAGCAGCUCCAGAGAGGUGGAGCUCAUCGUCUCGCAGCCCAAAGCGGUGUCCAAGCGUGGAGGCGCUGGUCAUCUGGCCGAGAGAAACUACGAGUCUCAGAGCACCAUACGAGCCGACAGUCGAGCAGGAGACGACGAUCUGGACGAGCUGGUCAGCGUCAUGAUGACCCCUAAAGGAACGAACCGGCUGCAUGUUCCCGAGGUCCGCAUCAUAAACGCUCAGGAUGAUUAUUCCAGGUCAACGUCUCUGAACAGCCUCAGGCCUGAAGAGUUUUCUGUGACGCUUCAGAAGUCUGGAGGGAGUCUGGGCCUCGGGAUCGCCGGGGGAGCGAACACGGGCCUCCGCUUCGGAGGGGUCUACAUCAAGAGCCUGCUAACCGGAGGAGCUGCAGAACGAGACGGACGCAUCCAGACAGGAGACAGGCUGUUGGAAGUGGACGGCUCCAGACUACAAGGAUUCACAGAUCAGCAGGCGGCUGAAUGUUUGGCGAGAACAGGAGAGGUGGUGAGUCUGGUGCUGGAGCGGGACGGAGGCUCUGUAAACCCGGUGUUACGGGACACACUGAGCGUCCGCAUGCCCAGCCCGGCAGGGAGCGCGGCGAGGAACAGCUGCCCGGCCAUCACCAUGACCAGACCCUUCGGCCUCAAGCCCAGAGACUACAGCUUCGUGUCCGACGAUAAUGUCCAGGAGGUGACUCUCAAGAAGAGGCUGAGCGGUCUGGGCUUCAGCUUCUUCAUCACGGAGCUGGACACGUCGCUCGACUCCGGCUCCAUCGUAAGAAUCCGGACGCUGUUCCCGGGUCAGGCCGCAGAGGAGAGCGGCAAGAUCCGCGAGGGAGACGUCAUUCUGUCCAUCAACGGAGAGCCGCUGAAGGGACGCUCCCAUCAGCAAGUGCUGCAGUUACUGAGGAGCUCUCCUUCGGAAGUGCAGCUGCUUCUCUGCCGUCCUGCUCCAGGAACACUUCCACCUGUAUCAGAGAAAAUAGGCCAACUGACCUGCAGCUGA